This is a messenger RNA of Drosophila kikkawai, 2400 nucleotides long. It is a transcript of the gene Ir87a, whose product is annotated as Ionotropic receptor 87a. NCBI's taxonomy places the organism in Eukaryota, Metazoa, Arthropoda, Insecta, Diptera, Drosophilidae. The record is from RefSeq and is a predicted model, not a curated record.
AUGUCCACACCUGCGUAUCGUUUUGUGGCGACCUUGCUGCUGCUGCUCCACGUACUGCAGCUGGAACCCGGGGCCCAUGGCUUCGGGCUGAAUCUGAUGAAGGUACAGGGCGAGGACCGUGGCCAAGUAGCCUGCAUCCUGGCCCUGCUACGCAAGUACUUUGACUCUGGGGAUGGCCUCUCAGGAUCCGUGCUGUGCUUCACGCGGAACUAUCAGCUGCACAAUAUCCAGGACCAGCUGCUGAGGGGAAUUAAUUCAUACGCGGAGUAUCCCUGGACCCUCCUGGUCACCAAUUCCCGGGAGGUUGCUAACUCCGGUGAGUUCCUGAUGCCCGAGAAGCCGCAGUGUUAUUUCCUUAUAGUGGAGAACCUCGAUGACGAGGACCUCGACGAGCUGUUUGAGCACUGGAAGAGCAUGAUCAACUGGAAUCCUUUAGCCCAGUUUGUGGUCUAUCUGGCCGCCAUGGAGGAAACGGACGAGGAGAUGACUGAUCUGAUGGUGGAGGUGCUUCUUACUUUCAUGAACAAGAAGAUCUUCAAUGUGAAUGUGAUUGGGCAGAGCGAGGAGAACGAGUUCUUCUAUGGUAAAAGUGUGUUUCCCUAUCAUCCGGAUAAUAAUUGUGGAAAUCGAGUGAUAUCUGUGGAAUUACUGGAUGCCUGUGAUUAUACAGGUGAUGACAAACAGGAAGGAGAGAAAGAGGAUGAAGAUUACGAAGAGGGUGAAGAGGAGGAAGGCGGAGACCAGGAAGGCCCUGAAGAGGAAGUAAAUACAAAUAAAACGGAAAGUACAGAGCAAAGUCAAGAGCAACCAUCAAAUGAUUAUGAAAGUGGUGAAGGCAAUGAUGAGAGGGAUGAACAGAAAAGAGAAAACCAAUCUGCUCAGAAUGACACAGAUGAUGACAGCCAUGUCAAAAUAUUCAAAUCCAAUUCGUCAGAGCCAGAAGCCAUCAUCGAGGAGUUCUAUCGCGCCAAGUUUGAGGAUAAAUUCCCCAAAGAUCUCAGUGGUUGUCCCCUAACAGCCGCUUUUCGUCCUUGGGAGCCGUAUAUUUUUCGUAACACUGAAGAUGAGCCGGCGGAGGAUUACUACUACGGCCUGCGAGGGGAUGAAUAUGACUACAAUGAGACAUCUAGCUAUGGCGAGUCAGAGGACGAUAGCUAUGGGAAUUCCGAGGCAGAGUACGAUGCCGUGGACACCAAGACUGAGACGAGUGCAAAGAUCAAACUGAGUGGCAUCGAGUUCCAAAUGGUGCAGACCAUUGCCGAGAGACUGCACGUGAACAUAGAAAUGCAGGGCGAAAACGGCAACUUGUAUCACCUUUUUCAGCAACUAAUCGACGGGGAAAUCGAGAUGAUUGUGGGCGGCAUAGACGAGGAUCCGAGCAUCAGCCAGUUCGUAUCCAGUUCCAUACCCUAUCACCAGGACGAUCUCACCUGGUGCGUGGCCAAGGCUAAGCGCAGGCAUGGAUUCUUCAACUUUGUGGCCACCUUUAAUGCGGAUGCAGGAUUCUUGAUUGGACUAUUUGUGGUCACUUGCUCGCUGGUGGUCCUGGUGGCCCAGCGCGUUUCCGGUUUCCGGCUUCGUAAUCUCAGCGGUUACUUCCCAAUUUGCCUGAGGGUUCUGGGAAUCUUGCUUAAUCAGGCCAUUCCCGUUCAGGAUUUCCCCCUGACACUGAGGCAACUGUUUGCUCUCUCCUUCCUAAUGGGUUUCUUCUUUAGCAAUACGUACCAGAGUUUCUUGAUUAGCACACUGACCACUCCGCGCAGUUCCCAUCAGAUUAAGACGCUCGAGGAGAUUUACAGCAAUCGCAUGACCAUUAUGGGAACCUCCGAUAAUGUUCGCCACCUUAACAAAGAUGGGGAGAUCUUCAAGUAUAUCCGCGAAAAGUUUCAAAUGUGCUACAACUUGGUGGAGUGCCUCAACAAAGCCGCCCAUAAUGAACACAUUGCCGUGGCUGUAUCCCGUCAGCACUCUUUUUACAACCCACGCAUCCAGCGGGACAGGCUCUACUGCUUCGAUCGACACGAGUCCCUGUAUGUGUACCUCGUGACGAUGCUGCUGCCGAAAAAGUACCAUCUCCUGCAUCAGAUCAACCCGGUGAUCCAACACAUUAUCGAGUCGGGACACAUGCAAAAGUGGGCCCGGGACCUGGACAUGCGUCGCAUGAUCCACGAGGAGAUCAAUCGGGUGCGGGAGGAUCCCUUCAAGGCUUUAACCUUUGACCAGUUUCGUGGCGCCAUUGCCUUUUCCUCUGGGCUUUUGCUAAUGGCCAGUUGUGUCUUUGGCCUGGAGUGGUGCUAUGUAGUGUAUGUCCAUCGACAAAAAAUGAGAAGAAUUAACAAGAAAAGAAUAGCUAGAAAAAGGAAUAUCAAAUUAAGAACGCAUAACAAGCUUAAUGGUUGA